This is a messenger RNA of Aphidius gifuensis, 9560 nucleotides long. It is a transcript of the gene dom, whose product is annotated as helicase domino-like. Lineage: Eukaryota; Metazoa; Arthropoda; Insecta; Hymenoptera; Braconidae. The record is from RefSeq and is a predicted model, not a curated record. Gene Ontology annotation, molecular function: ATP-dependent chromatin remodeler activity; ATP binding; histone binding. Gene Ontology annotation, cellular component: Swr1 complex.
ACUCUGAGCAUCGACAUCGUCCCGUAUAUUCCGGGCAAUAUCAUUUCGUGCAGUCGCCAUGUUUAGAUGUCUGUGGUUCGCGUGUCCUUGAGGGCGGCAUCCCAGUGACGAACGUAAAAAUUUUAUUUCAACAUUCAAUACCAUACUUGGGUGAAAAAAAAAAAAAAAAAAAAAAAAAUUUUUUUUUUUUUUUUUUUAAAGUUUAAAUAAUAAUAAUAAUAGUUUUUAAAACAUUGUAUCACAUGUGGUGGUUAAUAAGUGAUAUUUACAAUUUAUUUAUUAAUAAUAAAAUGUUUAAAUUAAAUUAAUUAUAAACUAUGCAAAAUGUGCACUUAACAAUUUUGUGAUUACAUUAUGUGUGAUGUGUAAUGAGUGAUAAACAGGGCGCGCCUACUUUGCCGCCCCUGUCUGGGGGUGGAAGUAAUAAUAAUGGUGGUAAUCCAGGUAAUAAUAAUACCCAACAAACAACUCUUAGUAUCCAGCAAGUAUUGGCUACUGGACAAGGACUCAAUGUCAUCACAACAAGUGGACAACAAUUUGUCAUUACAUCACAAGUACCUGGACUUAAUCAGAUGAUAACGAGUUCAACAACAAAUGCUGGUAUUCAGCAAGUUGGUGUUACCAGGAUAGUCAAUAUAAAUAAUCAAACACCACGUGUUGUUGGUGUUGCAACUUCUAGUGGUGGUACAACAUCAUCAACACCAAAUCGUAUAAAUACAACAAAAGUUGUAUUAUCAACAUCACCAAAAUUAAUAAAAACAUCAAUUGGUAAUAUGUUUUUAACACCAACAUCAGUUGCAUCAUUAAAUACAUCAUCACCACCAUUAAAAAAAUUAAAAUUAAAUGAUACAAAUGAUAAAUCAACACUUAAUGAUGAUACAAUAUGUUAUCGUAAUCGUAUUAUGGAUAGUAAAAUUCAUAGAAUGAGUUCAUUACGUGAUAAAUAUAUUGAUAAUGUAACUGAAUUAUAUUAUUUAUUAAAUGAUGGUAAUAUGAUGGAUUUUCAAUAUUGGAGAAAAAAAUUACCAACAUCUGAUUAUUUAAAAUUUUUAAAAUCACAAAAACUUGAUGCAAAUGAUAAUGAUGAAGAUUUAUUAGCACCAAUGACAACAGUUAUUAAUAAUUUAUUAAAAAAUACAAAUUUAUUAACAAAUUCAAAUGAAGUUAAAGUAAGUGGUGUUGGUGUUACACCAAUUGCUGUAUCAACAACAUUACCAGCAGCUGUAGCACAACUAAGUCAACAAGUAGGUCAAUUACCAGGUAGACCCCAAGGUGGUCGUCAUGGCAUGAUUUUUGCUAUAAGGACGUCUAUACAACCACCAACAAUCACAGUUCACCCUCCACCUAAUACUUCUACUAUUGCACCUACCAUAAUUAUAGGUGGAACACCAACACCAUCAACUCUAGAGCCAGUAAAAAUAUCAUCAAUAUCACAAGUGCCAGUGUCAUCAACAUCAACAACAACAGCAACAACAGCUGCAGUAACGACAGCAACAACAACAGUAACAACAACAGCAGUAGCUCCAAUUGUUACGAAAGCAGUAAUAACAACAACAACACUAACGACUGCAGCACCAACAGCAACAACAACUCAAUCAAUAACAUCAACAACAUCAACAGUUAAAACAACAACAACAGCAUCAAUAUCAACAGCUAUAACAUCAGCAAGUGUAUCACAACCAGUUGUUAAAUUAGUUAAAUUACCACAACAACAAGUACCAUCACCAACAACAUCAACAUCUUCAUCACCGUCAUCAUCAUCAUUAAUUACAAAUGAUUGUCAUAAUAAUCAAGAACAAAUUGUUGAAAAAGCUAAACAAGAAGCAUAUGUUAUGCAAAGAAUAAAUGAAUUACAACGUGAUGGUUUAUGGUCAGAAAGAAGAUUACCUAAAAUUCAAGAACCAACACGUACAAAAGCACAUUGGGAUUAUUUACUUGAAGAAAUGGUAUGGCUUGCUGCUGAUUUUGCACAAGAAAGAAAAUGGAAAAAAGCUGCUGCUAAAAAAUGUGCUAGAAUGGUACAAAAACAUUUUCAAGAAAAAGCAAUACAAGCACUUAAAGCUGAAAAAUUACAAGAACUUAGACUUAAAAAAAUUGCUGGUUUUGUUGCUAAAGAAGUUAAGACAAAUGUUGAAAAGCUAGUUGAAAUUAAACAACAAACAAAACUUGAAGAAAAACGUAAAAAAGCACUUGAUCAACAUCUUAAUUUUAUUGUUGGUCAAACUGAAAAAUAUUCAACAUGGUUAACAGAGGGUCUUAAUAAAACAGAUGGUAAUCAAAGUGUACCAGCAUCAAUAAAUAGUUCACGUAUAUCAUCACCAGUACCAACAAGUAAAACAAAUUCAGAUGAUGAAUUUGAACCAAAUCAAUGUUCAGAUGAUGAUGAAGAAACAAUUGCAAAAGCUGAAGAAGAAAUGAAAUCAAUGAAUCAUAAAGAAGAAGUUGAAUUAUUAAAAAAAGAAUCUGAAUUACCAUUAGAAGAUUUACUUAAAGAAUUACCACCAAAUUAUUUAGAAGAAAGAGAUCAAGAAUUACAAAUAAAUAAUGAAGAAGAACAAGGUGGUGAAGAAGAAGGUGAAGAUAAUGAUGAUGUAGUAGAAGGAGAAGAAGAAGAUGAUGAUGAAGAAGAAAAAAGUCAACAAGAUAAUGAAAAUAAUGCUGAUGAUGAAUUUCAUAUAGCUAGUGGUGAAUCAACUGAUGAUGAUGAAGAUACAAUUAUGGAACAAGAAAAAAAUGAAAGUAAAAUUGAUCAUAAACAAGAAAUUGAUGAUUUAAAUGCUGAAAAUGAAAUGUCUAUUGAUGAAUUAAUGGCUAAAUACAGUGGUUUAAAUCAGCAACCAAUGGAAGUUGAAGAUGACAGUGAUGAUCAAGAUUCUGAAAAAGAAUCAGAAAAAGCUGUUGAUGAUGAUGAAGAUGAUGAUAAAUCAUCAAGUGAAUGUGACAGUGAUGAUGAAACAACUGAAAAAUUACAAAAUCAAAGUGAUGAUGAAACAAGUAUUGGUCUUAAAUCAUUAUUUGAAGAUUUUGAUAAAAGUAAUGUUGAACAAUCAUCACAAUCAGAUACACAUGAUGAAAUGGAUGAUGUUGCUGCACUUGCUGAAAGUAUACAACCAAAAGGAAAUACAUUAUUAACAACAAGUGUUGUAACGAAAAUUCCAUUUUUAUUGAAACAUUCACUUCGUGAAUAUCAGCAUAUUGGAUUGGACUGGUUGGUGACAAUGUUUGAUAGAAAAUUAAAUGGUAUAUUAGCUGAUGAAAUGGGUCUUGGUAAAACAAUUCAAACAAUAGCAUUAUUAUCACAUUUAGCAUGUGAAAAAGGUAAUUGGGGACCACAUUUAAUAAUAGUACCAACAUCAGUUAUGCUUAAUUGGGAAAUGGAAUGUAAAAAAUGGUGUCCUGGUUUUAAAAUAUUAACAUAUUAUGGUACACAAAAAGAACGUAAACAAAAAAGAACUGGAUGGACAAAACCAAAUGCAUUUCAUAUUUGUAUAACAUCAUACAAAUUAGUCAUUCAAGAUCAUCAAAGUUUUCGUAGAAAAAAAUGGAAAUAUUUAAUUCUUGAUGAAGCACAAAAUAUUAAAAAUUUCAAAUCACAAAGAUGGCAACUACUGCUUAAUUUUCAAACUCAAAGACGAUUAUUAUUGACUGGUACUCCGUUACAAAAUAAUUUAAUGGAAUUAUGGUCUUUGAUGCAUUUUUUAAUGCCAAAUGUAUUUCAAUCACAUCGAGAAUUUAAAGAAUGGUUCAGCAAUCCAGUGACUGGAAUGAUUGAAGGAAACAAUCAAUUCAACGAAAAUGUUAUUCGUCGUCUUCACAAGGUUUUACGUCCAUUUUUAUUACGAAGAUUAAAGUGUGAAGUUGAAAAACAAUUGCCAAAAAAAUAUGAACACGUUAUAAUGUGUAGAUUAUCAAAACGUCAAAGAUUUUUGUAUGAUGAUUUUAUGUCACGUGCUAAAACAAAAGAAACACUUGCAAGUGGUAAUUUAUUAAGUGUAAUAAAUGUACUGAUGCAGCUACGUAAAGUAUGUAAUCAUCCAAAUUUAUUUGAAGUACGUCCAACAGUAUCACCAUUUCGUAUGGAAGUAUUAGAAUACAUAACAGCAUCAUUAGUAUGGAAUGCACUUGAUUAUAAUCCAAUGAAACAUGUUGAUUUAAAUUAUUUAAAUUUAAAUCUUAUAAAUUAUGAAAAAACAAUAACAGCAUUUGCAUCACAUCGUGUACGUAAAUGUCAAGUACCACGUAAAUUAAUUGAAGAAAUUGAUACACAACCAUUACCACCACCAAAAUGUCCAUCUGGUAAAAUUAAAAUAAAUGUUAGAUUAUCAAAUCAAGUUAAAGCACCACCAACAAUACCACAAAUGAAUCAACAAAAAAUUAAAAAUAUAUCAAGUUUAUUACCAUCAUCAUCAAGUAAUACAUCAAUUACAAAUAAAAGUGGUAAUAAUGGACAGGGUGUUACAUUGAGAGUUGCUAGUGGACAACAAUUACAAGGCUAUGCAGUACAAAUUGUACAACAUCAAUGCAAUGUAAAAGCAAUUCCAGUUGCUCAUACAUCACAAGUAUCAACAUCAUUAGCCACAACAACGACGACAACAACAACAACAUCAUCAACAUCAUUAACAACAUUAACAACAACACCAUCAACAUCAAAUACAUCCAGAAUAACAGUAUCAAAUCCAACUAUGCGUGAUGUUAUACCACGUUUAACUUUUAAAUCGGGUGAAAAUUUACAACGUAUUAAUGUACCAAGUUUUGCUCAAUUUGUACACACACCAACUGGUAGACAAAUAAUAUUAACAUCAAGUCAAUCAAAUACAUCAUCAACAGUAUCAUUUCCAGUAAUGACAACAACAAGUGGUCAAAGAUUAACAGUAUUAUCACCAAAAAUAAUGGGUUUAUCAUCAGCAGUUACUGGACGUCCAGUUAUGCGUGUACCACCAUUAAGUGUUACAACAACACAAUCAUCACCAACAACAUUAUCAUCAUCGUCAUCUUCUUCUUCUUCAUUAUCAUCGUCAUCUUCUUCAACAAGUGGACAAUUACGUUGUGGUAUUGUUACAAAAAAUAUACAAAAAGAUUGUAAUAAUCAACAACAAAAAUUACGUGCAUUAAAAGAAGCACCAAAAUCUGAAUUUUAUAUACAAGAUAUUGAUAAUGAAAGACGUAAAAAACGUAUUAACAAAUUACAAACAAUUGCAAAUAUAAAUUCACAAAGAUGUUCAGUAUGUCCAUUAUAUGGUGAUGAUUUAUUUAUGGCAUUAAGAAUUGAUAAACCAUCAAAUUGUUGUAAAUGGAAUUCUGGUUGGUUACAUAUUAAAAAUACAAAAAAAUCAUUAAGAACAAGAAAUGAAUAUUUUAGUACAACAAAUACACUUAAUAAUACAAUUAAAACAACUGAUAAAAUUGUUGAUGAUUUAAAGGUAAUAUUUGAUAAAUAUUUAUGUUAUGUACCAGCAGUUACAGCACCAAUGCCACGUAUACAUGUAUCACAUCCAUCACAACAUAAAUAUAAUUCUGAAAAAUAUUAUAAAACAAUAUUUGAAAAAAAAUUAGUUAAAAAAAUUGAUAUAUUACAUCCAAUAAUAUCAUCAAUGAUGACACAAUUUCCUGAUCCACGUUUAAUACAAUAUGAUUGUGGUAAAUUACAAUCAUUAGAUAAUUUAUUAAGAAAAUUAAAGACUGAUUAUCAUCGUGUAUUAUUAUUUACACAAAUGACAAGAAUGCUUGAUGUAUUAGAAGCAUUUUUAAAUUAUCAUGGUUAUAUUUAUUUACGUUUAGAUGGUACAACAAAAAUUGAUCAACGACAAAUACUAAUGGAAAGAUUUAAUAAUGAUAAAAGAAUUUUUUGUUUUAUAUUAUCAACAAGAUCUGGUGGUGUUGGUGUUAAUUUAACUGGUGCUGAUACUGUUAUAUUUUAUGAUAGUGAUUGGAAUCCAACAAUGGAUGCACAAGCACAAGAUCGUUGUCAUCGUAUUGGACAAACACGUGAUGUACAUAUUUAUCGUUUAAUAUCUGAAAAAACAAUUGAAGAAAAUAUAUUAAAAAAAGCUAAUCAAAAAAGAAUGCUUGGUGAAAUGGCUAUUGAAAAUGGUAAUUUUACAACAGCAUAUUUUAAAUCAUCAACAAUACAAGAUUUAUUUAAUGUUGAUAAUGAUGGUGAUGCAACAACAAGAAUGGCUGAUGUUGUACAAUUAAAUAAAGAACGUGAAAAAAAUAGAAAUAAUAAAAUUGAUAAUGCAAUUGCAAGUGGUAGCGGUGGUAGUGGUGGUGGACAACAAGAAGAAAAAAUUGCAAUGGGUGCAUUAGAAUCAGCACUUGCUGCUGUUGAAGAAGAUCUUGAUGUACAAGCUGCUAAAAUUGCUAAAGCUGAAGCUGUUGCUGAUCUUGCUGAAUUUGAUGAAAAUAUACCACUUGAUGAUUAUGACAAAGAUGAUCAACAAAUAUCAAAAGCUGAAUUGGAAGUUCAAACUAUUAUUUCACAGUUAAAACCAAUUGAACGUUAUGCAAUGCAUUUUGUUGAAGAAACAGAAGAUUGUUUUUCAGCAGCUCAAUUGGCAGCAGCUGAAGCUCAACUUGAACAACAAAAACGUGAUUGGGAAAUUGAUCGUUUACGUGCAUUACGUGAAGAAGAAGAUAGACGCAUGAGAAUGACUGAGGAUGAUGAUAAAUCAUUAACAUAUACUCGUGAGGAUGCACAAAAUCAGAUAUGGCUGUCGGAUAAUACAAUGGAAGCAAUGCCUAUGUGGUGUCCGUCAACUCCUCCAACAUCAGAUGAUGAUGUUUAUGUUGAUUUUUCAAUGGAUUUUCUUUAUGAUAGUACACCAAUACCUGAAUGUGAUUUACCACCAGUAUAUAUUAAAAAAGAAUUAAAACGUCCACGUGUUGAAACAACAACAAAUCAAACAACAACCACAACAACAACAACAUCAAUAUCAGCAUCAACAAAUGAUCGUGAUAAUCGUAAAGUACAAAAACGUCAUAAAGAUGAUUCAGUACAUGCACCACGUUCAUUAUUUGAUCGUCCAUCAGCAGCAUUAGUAAAAAUGCGUAGAUAUAAAAAUCACAAAAACAUCGUGGUAAAUAAUAAUGGUAGUAAUAGUAAUCAAAGACCAUCAAUAACAUUGCCUGUUGCUGGUACUGCUGGUGGUGUUAGUGCCAGUGGUGGUGGUGGUAGUACUGGUGGUGUUAAAACAUCAACAUCAAUUGUUAAAAUAAAUGAUUAUGAUUUUAUAUUAGAAUGGUUAAUACAUGAAGACAUAGCAAUAUUACAAACAAUACAAGGUUAUCAAAAUUUAUCACUUGGUCUUGUUAUAAUAUCACCAGGUCAUACACCAAAUUGGGAUCUUGUUUCUGAUUAUGUUAAUAAUACAAGUAGAAUAUAUAGAUCACCAAAACAAUGUAGAUCAAGAUAUGACAGUGUUAUUGUACCACGUGAAGAGGGUAAAUUAUUAUAUGAUACAUUACCUAAAAAACAAAAAAAACAAAAAGGUAUUUAUAAAAAUCAAUUUGAACAACAACAACAACAACAACAGCAACAGAAUCAACAACAACAACAAACAGCUAAAGCAAAUAGACCAAUGCGUACAUCACAAUUAUUUAAUCAAGAUAAAAAUUUAAAUUUUACAACAUUAUUAUGUGCACGUUUUGAUAUGAUUAAAACAGUAUCAAAUAAACGUACACCAGCAGCAAAAUCAAUUAUAACAAAUUCAACUGGUAAAAAUUCAAAACAUGCUAGUGUAUUAGCUGAUUGGGGUAUUAAAUAUGAUACACCAUUGACACCAACUGAAGUUGCAUUAAAACGUGCUGAACGUAUUGCCAAAGAAAAAUUAAAAAAUACGACGACAGAUCAACAACAAUUGGCUGUUCAAAGACUUGCUCAACAACAAGCAGCAGCAGUACAAGCAGCAGCAGUACAAGCAGCAGCUGCAGCACAAGCCGCUGCCGCUGCUGCUGCUGCAUCAUUAGCUCAUCAAGCUCAACCAGUUGUAGCUGCAGCACAAUCACAAACAUCUCGAAUAUCAACACCACCGCCAGCAGUAACAGCAGCAAUUGCAGGAACAACAACACCAACAACAAAUCAAUUACCACAAAUAAAUACAUUGGUAGCUCAAAAAUCUCAAGUUCCAAUGAAUGUAGCAAUAUCAACACCUCAGCAACAGCAACAACAACAACAACAACAACAACAACAACAACAACAACAACAACAACAACAACAACAGCAGCAACAUCAUCAUCAACAACAGUCAACAGUUGUAACAACACCAAAAAUACGUCAAGCAUCAUCAAUUGCAACACAAGAAACAAAUCGUUCACCAGCAACAAUUGUACCAGUUGGUAAUAUACAACAACAACAACAAACUGGUGGACAACGUUUAACAACAACACCAACAAAUAUUGUAGCAUCACAAAAUCAAUCAGUUGUUACACCAAAAGGUGUUCUUAAUGUAACAGUGGCACCAGGUGUUAAUAAUAAAUCAUUAACACAUGGACAAUUACAAUUUCAAUUAAAUCGACAACAGCAACAACGUCAAAGUUUAAUGAAUCAACAAAAAAUAUUAUUACAUAAUCAACAAAGUGGACAAAAAGUUGUUGCAGUUGGUAAUCAACAUUCACGUGCUGCACUUAUGAAACAAGCAACAGCAGCUGUUAAUCAGGGUAUUAUUGAUAAACAACAAAGAUCACAAUUUCCUGAAUUUGCAGCAAUAUUACAAAAAAAAGGCUUAACACAAGCACAACAAAAAGCAGCCAUUGGACAAUUACAAUUAACAAGUAGUGGACAAAAUAUUGUUAGUACAAUUAAUUCAGCAACACAAGCCCAUAUAUUUGCACAAGCUGGUUUACAACAAGCUGGUGCAUCAUCAUCAUCAUCAUCAUCAUCACCAUCAACAACAACUGGUAGUAAUAAUAGUAAUAAUAAUAACAAUAAUUUAUCAACACUUGUUAAAGCAAGUAUGCAAAAUAUAAGAACAGGUACACCAUCAUCAAUACGUUCAUUAUCAGUACCAGCACAAACGUUAGCACGUGGUAAUAAAACAAGUGGACAACAAAAAAUGACUCAAUUAACACAACAAUUACCUGGUAAAAGUGGUGUACAAAAAUUGCUAGUACAUCCACAACAACAACAACAACAACAACAACAACAACAACAACAACAACAGCAACAAUUAAAUACAAAUGUUUCUGUACAAAUGGUUAAAUUUCCAUCAAAUGUACAACAACAAUUUGCUCAUGUAUCAACUGGACAAACAGUAACACAAAGUGGACAAGUUGUAUUAUCAAAAUCACCAAUGCAAGCACGUGUUAUACCAGUUAGUGUUGGUAGUAAUACUUCUUUAAAACAAACAAUGCAAGUUGUUGGAUCAAAUGCACAAUUAAGACAUGUUACUGGUAAACCAAUUGUAACAACUCCAAGAGGUAGUCCUGGACAUGGACAACAAAUUCGAAUACAUCAGUCUUUACAACAGGCACAGCAACAGGUGCAACAACAAUUACAACAACAAGGACAACAACAAGGUCAACAACAACAACAACAACAACAACAAGGAGAUUUACAAAAGUAA